AUGUCUGAAGAAUCCAUUUCAAUAGAAGAAACAAAUAGAAUUCGUGUUUCACUAGGAUUGAAACCUAUACCUUUACCAAAUGAAACAAAACAAGCUCCAAAAAAUGAUGAAAUAUCACUAGAUGAUACAAACAAGUUAAGAGUAUCACUAGGUUUAAAACCAAUAACUAAAGAUAAUACUUCAAAUCCAAAUGAAAAAUCAUCAGAAGAAUAUCAACAAGAGAUACGGAAUCGUGAAAAGGAAGAAAAGAUAAAGAAAAAUUUGGAAAUUGCUAAAUCAAGAGCUGCAAAGAGGAAAAAAAUCAAUAUUUCUAAAAGUUUACUAGAUGACAAUGAUCAAGAUGAUGAUGGCGAUGACUGGCUAAGUAGGAUAAAGAAACCUUCUGAAGUGAAGAAAGUUAAAAAGGUGAAAAGGGCUAGAGUUGACGAAGAUGGUGGUAUGAGUGGUGUUAAAGUUGGUCAUAGUAUUGAUGAUAUAAAUCAAUUACAACAAGAGGAUGUGAUUUUAACUUUGAAAGAUCGUUCCAUUCAUGAUGAUGAAGAUGAGUUGGAGAGUGAUUUACUUGUAAAGAAACAAAAACUUGAAAAACAAAUGGCUGAAAAGCUAAGGACUAAUAAAUACAAGAAAUUUAAUGGGUUGGAGAGUGAAGAAAAGACAUUAUUAGAACGUUAUAAUGAGGAGUUGAAUGGGGAGAAUGGUGAAUCUUUCAUACUGAAUGGUGAGACUAUCAAGGUUGACAAAUCAAAAGAAGUUGAAGCUGUGGAGAAGAAAGGUAAAAGAAGAAUGGAAUUUAGUCUUGAUGAUGAUGACGAUGGUGACGAGGAUGAAAUUAUGGGUAAUUCUGAUUAUGCUAAAGCCAAACCAAUAAAGAUGAAAAAACUUAAAAAGAAAUCUAGUAAUGGUAGAAAGAAAGAGGAACGUAAAGAUGAAGAAGGUGAUGUUGUUGCCCUAGAAUCUGUUGAAUUAAAAGAUGAAGAUUCAUCAAUUCAGGAUGAUUUUGAAUUACAGAAUGCUUUAGCAUUGAAAAGAUUAAAAAAUCAUAGAAAAAGAAAGUAUUUGAAACCUGAAGAUAUUGCCAAAGAGAUUAAUGAAGAUAAAGAGAAUGGAAUGAAUGUUGAUAAAGUGGAACAAGGGAUUGUUAUUGAUGAAAAUACAGAGUUUUUAAGUUCGAUCAGGGCUAGAAACGAUGAGGAAGAACCUAAAGAUGAAGAAAUAGUCCAAGAUGCUGAACCUAUUCAAGAUACUAAUGAAGAUAAAAUGGAUGUUGAACCAUCGGAACCACUUGAUAAUGAAACAGUAGAAGAUGAAGAAGAUGCACAAGAUGUGAAUUUCAAUGGUGGAAUAGGUUCAUUAUUAGGAUUCCUUAAAUCUAAGAAUAUUGUUCAAGAAAAGACUUCAGAUCAAAUUGAAUCAGAUAGGAAAGCUAAAGAAUUGAAGAAAAAAUUAGAUUUAGAAAAAUUAAAGACAGAAAUUGAAAAAAGAAUUUAUGAAGAAAAUUUACGUGAAGAUUCAUCAUUUAAAAAAUUAUCUAAAAAGGAAAGAGAAGAAGUAUUAGAAUCAGAAUUACAACAAUUCAAAGAUCUUCAAAAUAGUGAAGAGGUUGCAUCAAAACUUGAAAAUUAUAAACCUCAAGUUAAACUUAGAUAUAUUGAUGAAUAUGGUCGUGAAAUGAAUACAAAAGAGGCUUAUAAACAUCUUUCACAUCAAUUUCAUGGUAAAGGUCCUAAUAAGAGUAAAAUUGCUAAAAAAUUGAAAAAAGUUGAAGAGGAAAGAAAACAACAGUAUAAAGAGAAUUCUUUAUUAGGUGGGUUGAGUAAUGAUAAUAAAGGGGAUCAAGAUUCUAGUGCAAGUCAGGAUAAAGUUGGUGUCAGACUUCAAUAA
Hansenula anomala is the source of this 1881-nucleotide messenger RNA. RefSeq names its product U4/U6-U5 snRNP complex subunit SNU66 (gene SNU66). Lineage: Eukaryota; Fungi; Ascomycota; Saccharomycetes; Phaffomycetales; Wickerhamomycetaceae. The transcript has a single exon. Gene Ontology annotation, biological process: maturation of 5S rRNA; mRNA cis splicing, via spliceosome. The coding region runs from base 1 to 1881 and encodes 626 amino acids. Gene Ontology annotation, cellular component: U4/U6 x U5 tri-snRNP complex. The record is from RefSeq and is a predicted model, not a curated record.